Messenger RNA from Schistocerca americana (American grasshopper), 870 nucleotides. RefSeq names its product MFS-type transporter clz9-like. The coding region runs from base 1 to 870 and encodes 289 amino acids. Gene Ontology annotation, cellular component: nucleus. The record is from RefSeq and is a predicted model, not a curated record. Lineage: Eukaryota; Metazoa; Arthropoda; Insecta; Orthoptera; Acrididae. Gene Ontology annotation, molecular function: DNA binding. The transcript has a single exon.
AUGGACGAAAAUGGAUGUCGCCUCGCACUCCACAAGUCUCCUGAUGUUUUAGCCAAGAAAGGUGUGAAACGCUUGCACUUUGUUGCCCCAGAACAUUGGGAAAAUGUUACCAUUGUCUCAUGUGGGAAUGCAAUUGGACAGGUUAUUCCUCCUAUGAUACUUUUCAAAGGAAAGCGACGCAAGCCAGAACGGGGAGACUAUUUGCCACCUGGGACUGCAGUAGAAAUGACAGAUAAGGGCUCAAUGAAUACUGCGACAUUCAUCAAAUGGAUACAUCAUUUUGCCAAAUACAAGCCUGCAAAAGAUGUUAUUUUGAUAUUUGAUGGAGCAUCGUCACAUUUGGACCCGAAAAUUUGCGACGUUGCUGAAGAACACAAUAUCAGACUUUACUGCUUGCCCACCAACACAACACAUGAGCUACAAUCCACGGAUAAAUCAGUAUUCAAGCCGUUUGAGUCUUACUGGAAUGACGAAGUUCAGCUGUACUGGUCUACACAUGAAAGGGAAGAAAACAGAGCAAUUAAUAGACGUGUGUUUGGAAAAAUCUUCAGCAAGGUGUGGCCAAAAGCAGCAGCCCCAGUAAAUGUCAUGUCUGGGUUUCGUGCAACAGGGAUUUAUCCUUUUGACCCAGAAGCUAUUCCAGACACUGAAUUUGCUCCCUCUCGUCCAUCAGAGCGUCCUGACCUAGAGGAGGACAUGACAAUUGCCCCUGAAACAGGGAAACUGCCAGAGACUCAAUCAGUCCCAAAGGCUUCCCGCAAAAAGGGGCGCCAGUCCAUUGAUUCCAGUUCAUCAGAAAGCGAGGCAUAUUCAGUAAACGAUAGUUCAAGUGACUUCAGUCUCGAAGAUAGUGACGCACCUGAAGUCUAG